This is a messenger RNA of Ustilago hordei, 4737 nucleotides long. RefSeq lists its product as uncharacterized. Lineage: Eukaryota; Fungi; Basidiomycota; Ustilaginomycetes; Ustilaginales; Ustilaginaceae. The record is from RefSeq and is a predicted model, not a curated record. The transcript has a single exon. Bases 1 to 4737 code for a protein of 1578 amino acids.
AUGAAGGACGAAGCGUCCUCCCAACAGCCCCAGGCACCACCCGCUGACAACACAUCCUCACCGCCAGCAAGAACACCCUCUCAAAGCGCACGUCAUUCUCGCAUCCGUCAAAGCGCACCCGAAUCCUCAGCCCCCAUCAGCUUUGCUCGUCCUCUCCACCUCCGUCAAGACACACCUGAGCCAGCAUUCCAUGGUCAAGACAUCUCCACUGGCUCUUCCUAUGGCAGAGGAAUUGCCAGUGAGGAUUCAGAAUGGAACGACGAGCCACCCUCUUCAGCAACAUGGGAUCGACGUGCGGCCAACGCUUCCGGGGCCUCGGAUCCUUCUGACGCCUCUACGCCGCUAAAAGUGCGCAGAAGAGGUAUGAUCAACGACAAGAAGCUCACUAUCAGCGUCCACGGUCCUCCGAAAGCCAGCUCAAGCAGUCUAAGGGUUGCAAGUGAUUCAAGCACUCCAGCUAUUCGAACAACACCGCCGACUGAGAUGCCUGCGAGGCGGACCAAGGCUGCUACUCGAAGCAGAUCUUACCGAUCGGACAAUGCGGCAGAGAUUUUGCCUAGUAAAAGCAAGAAGGAUUCUCCUACGGGUAGUGCCGGUUUGGGACCACAAACUCCGGAUAGUGCUGGUAUCAGGUGGGCUCCUGCCAAGAGCAGUCCUCUUGCUGAUGCUACCAAGUUCAGCCCCAUUGCUGCGACGACCAGUCCUGGCUCGAGUGGGCAAAGCAGUGGUGGUGGUUCAGAUAAGCCUCUUCUCUCUACUCCCAGGUACGGCUUCAACCCAGAAUUUGCGUUGGGUGCUUCCACAACAUCGAAGAGCAAAGAUGACACUCCGCCAGCUAAACCUUCUCCGACCUACAACGGAGGCAGCUCGCAAGGAGGAGUCAAGUCUAUGCUCUACGCGAACCGUAUGCUUUCCACACCCUUAAGUCCUCGUGCGCCAAUCGAUCGUUCGCCAAUGUCGAACAAAAUGCCCAGCACUCCACGUACACCUCAGACGCCAAGGACACCAGUGACUGCUCGUUUGCCACAGACGCCCCGGUCUGCUGGUGGUGCAAGCUACCAAGGUGUGCUGCUCACUACAGUUACCCAUGCUCCUUCUGAUCCCAAGGUACCGAUGCAGGGCUCCAUUGCAGAGUCCAGCACUGCUGCAGCAAGAAAGACCAGCAACAGAAGUGCAAGUAUCGCCACCGAGUUGCGCAGCUUCGUCAGGGGUGGUGCGAACGAGGUCAUUCCUCGUCUUGAGUUGCGCGUGUUGCAGCGUCCUAGUGCGUCUCAAUUCUACGCUAUGGGUGGACCGCAGGGCCAGGGGUACUCGCUUGCUGCUACUGCUCGCCAGACCGACGAGAAAGAGGAGGGCGAAGAGAAGGAGGGACAGGACCAAGACUAUUCUCCUCGCACUUCUGCUUUUGCUAGGUCGCAAGCUCUCUCGCAACUCACCAGAAAGCUCAACUCUGUGAGUGGUAAGCCAGUUCUCCGCCGAGGAAGUAGCGCAGUAAACAGCGUUUCCGCCUACCGAUCUUCUCGUCGCGAGAGACGCGAUACAGGAGCAACAACCACUGCUGCCCUUUCAACUCGCUCUCAGAUGUCACGUCGUGUCUCGAUGCCUAACGUUACAAACGAUGCCAAGUCGUAUCAUCAGUCUUCCGUAGACCUACGUAUGUCCUUAGCGCCCACAUUCAUGCGCGGUAGAAGAGACAGCUCAAUGCAACCCGACAACGAGGACGAAACCAAAAACGACAUCGUCGAUGAAAUGAACAGACGAGUCCAUAACAUCACCGAUGCAAAACGAUGGAUCCUUACCCACAGACCUUCCAUCGGCAACCACACAACCGCACAGGACAUCAUGGAGGAAAAGAGACCAGCCACUGCUAUGCGUCGCCCCACUUACGCAGCUUCCGUCUUCCAGCAAGCUCGACUGAUGGAGGCGGAGAGACAAGCUAGUGUUGCAGCUGGAGCUAUUCUUUCUGGUUCUGCUAUUAACGAUGCUCCCGUCAACGAAUCCGCCGCUAAUGUCGGUCAUCUGCCUCCAGGUACACCAUCGCCUCUUGGUCCUCGCACACCAGAACUGUUCUUCCCGAAGACUCCCGCAACUGCUUUCCCGCAAGGCAUUCUGGAAGUCGAAGAGCCGAACCCCCUCGGAGACCCUGUUACUGUUGCUGUCUCUGUUCACCCUCUCCAGGUCCAGCCAUUGACAUGGAAGCAGCAGACUCUGCACUACAUCUGCACUCCAGGCAGACUGGUCAAGCAGCAGAUCGACUCAAAGUACGUAAUGUCGAUGUGCGAUCUCCGAGAGAUCCUCUUCCCGAUCACAUUCCGCAAAGUUGCGCUAUGGUUCAUCUACGGUGGUGUUAUUACGUUGCUAGUCCUGCUAGACAAGCACUAUCACUGGUGGGACAAACUCGAUCGAGCAGUGCACGGGAAGAAUCUGGCGAUUAUGGGUGUGCUAUAUGGGUUCGAACCGAUGAUGAUCAUUGUUAUUAUGCUGGUAGCUAGGGUCCCGGAUGCGAGGGUUGUUCCUGAUCGAACUGUGCUCGUGCCUCGUGGAAGUGACAGCACCGAUUCCUAUCCCGUUCAGGAGAAUGGAUCGAGGCAUAGUAUCAGCAAUGACGACUCGAAUUACGUCGCGCCGGAAGAUAUGGCAGCUCAGAUGUAUUCAACUAUUCUUGAAGAGGAACAUGGCGACAGCCAAAGCAAAUUUGAGGGUGGAAGCGAGAUACAAGACCAGGAAAGCGGGAUUGUGGACAGAGAGGGUCUGGCGACGAAAAGGUGGUCUGCAAUGACAAAACCUUCAAUGCGAAGGCUGUCGACACGUGUCACUAUUGCGUCAGCUAACACUGGAGACGCGCCUGGUGGGGAGAGGAGACCAAGUGAAGCGACUUCCAACUCACACAACGCUCCACCGGUGCCCAGAACACCCGGGUUCGACCCAAAGAACAGGAGAAGUACUAUCAUCCUGCACGAGCCGAUCAACUUCAACAACAUUGGUCCUGAGCUGGAGAAACAGAUGUCCCGUCGGCCCAGUGAUCCUUCGCAUCAGAUGAUGUUGGCUAGGACGGCAAGUAGAGAUUCGAGAAGAGGAUCGUAUUUUGGUAUUGUCGCUGCUUCUGCUGGUGCUCGAUUUGGCGCCACUACUCCUGCCCAACCUACUGAUGCUAUAAUCGACGAAAAGGAAGGCAAAGACCUCCUCCCCACCAACAGCACUUCCAGCAACGAGAUCGAAGACGAAAAGAAAGCAAUCCAAUCCGCCGCUCCCCUCGAGUCUUCCCAGCCCGACGCCGCCGACAUCGGCAUCGACAUGGACACCUUCACCCACCCCUCCCUCACCUGCAGCACCGCCCUCAUCAUCCCCUGUCACAACGCCGACGUCGAAGUACUCAAAGCAGUUCUCUUCGCAGCUCUCGUCCAUUUCGAACCCUGGCAAAUCUUCAUCGUCGAUAACGGCAACUCUCCUCUCCCACCCAGAGACAUGGAAUCCUCUAUCCGAUCCCAACCCAUGUUCUCCCGUGUCAACUACAUCUGGCUUCCGGUCGGAAACAAAAACAUCGCCCAAUUCGUCGGUGCAAAAGCAGCUGCAGUUCUCAACCUCGACUACGUCCUUACCAUCGACGACGACGUUAUCGUCCCUGCGAACUUCGCUGCUCCGAUGCAUAUUAUCUCGGAAACCGUCACGGCUGUUUGCUACCCCAUCACCGCCGUAGAUCACAGAGGUGACCGUCCUUUGUUCGUGGGAUGGCAGGAUAUCGAGUAUAAGAUGUCAGCAUUGGCGAAGAUGGCAGAGUCGAAGAUGUGCAGUGUACUCUUCCCCCACGGUGCCGCUUCGUUCUGGAAGCGGGAGACGAUGAUCGCGAUUUUACGCAGACACGAUCUGAUCUAUUUCGCAGAUGAUGUAAAGAUGGGUCUCGAACUCCAAGCACUGGGACAGAGAAUGGGUAUCGAUGGAAGUAUCUCAUUCGAAACCGUCGCUCCUGAAACUUUCCUGGGUCCCCCCACGAAUGGUACGGCGAAUUACUACCACCAACGAGUCCGCUCUUGGGAGAUGGCCCGCCACACCCUCUACUGGCAAUUCUCCAAACGUUUCCUCUUCUCCCUCAAUGGUGCACGCACCCCGGUCGCAAUAGGAUGGCAAAAGUUCACACAGUUCUACAACUCAACCACUAACUUCAUCGACUGGAUCCGUUUGCCGAUGUUUGUUCUACUCGGCGGUAGCGGUCAAUUCUGGUUACGCUCGUUUGCGUUUAUCUUCUUCCUCCCCAUCGUACCUCUUCUUCCGUAUAGAUUCAUCAAGACGAGAAAUAGGCCCGAUCUUCAUCCACACAUGCUGGAUAUGCUCACAUUCGGGAUCUACAAGCUCAUGUACAGUCUAGUGUGUAUUCUGGGCGGAUUGAGGUCCAUGUUGGUAUUCUUCCCGAACCACAGCCAUAAGCCGAAUUUGGUAGAGAUGGAAAAGAAGGGUGAUGAAAGAUGCAUUUGGUUGAAAGAAAAUUUCAUGAAGGAUAGCGGAGGUCAGGUGGAUUUGAGAGGAGAAGGUCAACAGAUUUUGUUGGAUGACGAAGCAACCGCACAGACUCAGGCAGAGGCGGAGAGGGAGGGAGAAGAGAUGACGAAGGCUGCAGUGGUGAACACGCUUACAGCGGAAAUAGAGAAGCAAGCAGGACAGCAGGAUGUGGCGGUGGUCAAUGUCGCCAGGAGGCCUUCUAGAACGCCGCACGAUGAACAGACUGCCCACGAGGUUCGUUAG